Gymnodraco acuticeps is the source of this 1311-nucleotide messenger RNA. RefSeq names its product phosphoribosyl transferase domain containing 1a (gene prtfdc1a). Lineage: Eukaryota; Metazoa; Chordata; Actinopteri; Perciformes; Bathydraconidae. Gene Ontology annotation, molecular function: magnesium ion binding; hypoxanthine phosphoribosyltransferase activity. The coding region runs from base 153 to 818 and encodes 221 amino acids. Gene Ontology annotation, biological process: purine ribonucleoside salvage; IMP salvage; hypoxanthine metabolic process. The transcript has 11 exons. The record is from RefSeq and is a predicted model, not a curated record.
UGACUCGAGCGUGAUCCCACAGUCCAUGUGACUGGCCAGAAGGUCUCCGGAUUAUUUUUGACUUUCUUUGUUUUUGUGAAUUGUCGCUGGAAGGAAAGGAAGGCAACAAAACUGUCACUGCUGCCUGUAUCCUACAUUUUCAUCGACUACAAAUGGACAACGCAGGGAUGAAAAAAGGAAUUGUGCUGAAAGAUGACUGGCCAGGAUAUAGUCUGGACCUGUUCACUUACCCUGAACACUACCAUGAAGACAUAGAGAGUGUUUACAUUCCACAUGGGAUAAUCACGAACAGGGUGGAGCGUCUGGCCCACUACAUCAUGGAUGACUUUGCUGACAACAACAACAUCAUGGUGCUGUGCGUCCUGAAGGGAGGCUACAAGUUCUGUGCAGACCUGGUGGAGUUCAUCAAGGUGCUCGGCCGCAACUCCAACAAGUACCUGGAGACACGGGUGGAGUUCAUCCGUCUCAAGAGCUACCUAAAUGACCAAUCAACAGAGCAGCUGCAAAUCAUAGGAAGUGGAGAUCUGUCGUUCCUACGUGGAAAGAGUGUGCUCAUUGUCGAGGCCAUAGUUGACACAGGAAAGACCAUGAAGGCCCUUCUGAAGCAUGUGGAGACCUUUGAACCAAAGAUGGUCAAGGUCGCAGGUCUGUUGGUGAAGAGGGUUCCUAACAUGGCUGAAAGUCUGACAGACUAUGUUGGAUUUGAGAUCCCGAACCACUUUGUUGUGGGCUAUGCUCUGGACUACAAUGAAUACUUCCGUGACCUGAAUCAUCUCUGUGUCAUCAGCAAGACUGGAAAGAUGAAGUUCAAGGUUUAAAAAAAAAGGAUACAUGGAUGAAUGAAAGAAAGAAAUCCUGGCAACCGGGAGAGGACUGUUGGUGACAGAUGGACAGAGCUUAUGGACGCUGGCAUCCCCAUGCCCAGAUGACGCCCACUCUGACUCAUGGAAACAUACAGUGGGUGCAGCAGGCAGGAAGAACAGUGUCUCCUCACCACGCUGUGUCUAUUUGUCCCCAACUUAAAUCAGGCCUUAAUGGGAAUCCCAACCAAAUACAUGUGAAUUCAACAAAUUCAGUGGCAAAACAAUGCCACCUGAAAUCAAACCUGGAGUCUGUAUAUCAAAAGAAAAGCAAUCUCAUAACCAUAGAAGUAGUCAGUCAUUAAAAUUGACAUCUAGACGUUGAGUUAUGUUAUAAAUUACAAAUACAAACUGCUCCAGCGAGAAAAAGACAAAUAGAAACAACUUUUUUCAAAUGUAUUCAAACCUCCAUUAUUUAAUAAGAAAACAGUGUAUUGUUGCAAUUGAACUC